Molecule: messenger RNA, 852 nt
Organism: Punica granatum (pomegranate)
Lineage: Eukaryota; Viridiplantae; Streptophyta; Magnoliopsida; Myrtales; Lythraceae
Source: RefSeq, a predicted model, not a curated record
UAUUUAUAAACAGGUGGGACAGCAAAUUUAAAGGUCUCACUGGCAAGCUGUCCCUCAGAGGUUUCAGUUUCUAGUUUCUUUUUCUUCUCAGCGUCAGACCCAUAAUCCGCGGAGAGCAGAGCCAAAUACAGGAAAAGAAAUUCUCAAAAAAAGAAAGGAAAAAAAAAAAAGAUAUUGCGAUAUGCAUCACUGCGGAGUGAAGAGCAGCCUUCUCGAUCCAUCUACGACCAAUCACCACCACCACCACCAUCAUCAUCAUCAUCACUAUCAACAACAGCAGCCUCUUUGUCCGAAGCCCCGACGUCCAGGAUGUGCCACGCCGGAGCUCCUCGUGCCCUUCAGAUGUACCCAACACAGCCAACCAACUGGGGAUGGGAGAAGUGGGAUUCUGAAUCUGAUUGUGGACAAGGCAGUGGAAGGCCGAGAACCGACAUGCACGGGGUGCCUUCCCCCGUGCUAUGCAGGAUCUCCUCCCAGCAGAACUGACAACCCUUUGAUUCACGAUGUGCAGUUCAUUCGCCAGACCGAGCUUCUUUCACCUUUUACACGAACGAAACUUUCCGAUAAAUUUGGAUUCCCUGUAUGAAUGAACGGGCUUCUUCAUCCUAACCUAGCCUCAGGUUUAAAAGGAAGAAGAAAGGAUUCGGAUUCGGAAGAUAACACAUCCCCAUCCUCAAUUUGGGAUCUCUGGCAUUAGAGGAACCAUCUUGAGGCAUUUUUGCAGAGUCUAUACAUAAAUAGAAAAAUUACAGAUUUUUCAUUGUGACUCGGUCUUUGUAAAUAUAUUCUGGUCAUAUGUUUGUAAAUGCUUUUUUUUUUCCCAAGACUAUGAUAUCUGAUUUGUUAUUUUCA